AUUUGUGAGUUUGUGAGUAUGUUGGGCUCCCUUUGUGUAGUCACCAGGACGACGCGAACACGUCAACAACAACUUCCCCAAAAUGGCGGACUUUCUUGAAAAUAUCGAUGUUGGCCAUUAUAGGUCCUUGGAUAUGCCCAAAAACUUUGCUAUAAAGGUUACUAUUCGUAAAGUCAAUUCUAGCUUUCUACCAAGCUUUCAGAUUGGAUCACAGCAAAGCAUUAAUGCUCAAGAAGGGGCAGAAUUAGCUGGAGAGGCAGUGGAAAUGCCCGAGAUUGGUCAAAACAGGCCUAGUGGAAGUAAAAAGGACGAAGAAGAAGAGGUCUUUACAUUCCACUGGCAGCAGAAAGCUUUUUCAGAGCGUGAAAAGGAGCUCUAUGAAAAUGCCUCUGACUUGUAUAGUGGUGGACUUGAGAGAYAUUACAUUGAAGAAGUCAAAAGACUAAGGCAAAGAGGAGACCGCCCAAACAAACGGUUGUUCUCUUAUGUGGACCAUGAUACAUUUGUUAAUCUUGAUGAGGAAACACGGACGUUAACUACAUCUCCCAAUGAAAAGCCAUCAUUUCUUGUUGAGAAGAUGAUGAGUGUGAGAAGGAGAAAUGUUGGUUCAGGAAAACUAGACAGAAGGAAUCGUCCUGGAGGAUUCACACAUCACAUCAACCCAGUCACCACAUAUACUUCUGAGCUGACAAAGAAUGCUGCACAUGCUCUGAGUACACACUACAGAACUAUGUACAUCCUGGCAGACUUGGCUCAAGAUAUUAAGAAUAGCUGCUUGACAGAUGAAUAUGUAGUUUGUUCGAUAAAGAUGGAUAUCAAUGGACAGAUUUUUAUCAAGCCUGAUUUUAAUCAAGGAGAACAACCGUAUCGCAUUGAAACACUACAUGAAUCUAGGGAUGUCUAUGAAUAUACACUGGAACACUGUUCACCAACCAUGUCUGACUGGCUUCUCAAGUUGGAACYGAUUUUGAUUAUGUUCCAGAAGCUGGUAUCCUAAAACUGGAUAUCUUUGGUGAAAUUGUUUCUGCCAAGGGAUUCGAAUAUGAUGGAUUGUACAUACAUUUUUUCCUGGAAUUGCCACCAAAGUGGAUGUCAGAUGGAGAUCCUUAUCUCUCAGGAGUCACUCAGACUUGUUUCACAAAGCAAAGUGGACCAAAUGAUGUUGCUCACUUUAGCUUCCCCUUUGACUUCUCACUGAUCUACCAGGAGCAGGAAAACUCAGAUGAUUUUAUCCACUGGCCAUUUUUGUUUGUGGAGGUCUUGUCRCUAGACAGCUGGGAGAGACAUCGCACUGAAGGCUAUGGAUAUAUAGCUAUCCCCAAUCAGCCUGGGAGUCAUGAGAUCACCAUGGAUACCUGGCGUCCUUUGGGUAACGGCACCAUCCCAGAACUAAAGCGAUUCUUCAUUGGGGGGUCCCCAGAGCUUGAAGAUCCAACRUAUCCACAGCAACCUGUUGCCACUGAGGAGAAAGUUCUCAGCAAGUUCUACUUUCAGACGGCAACAUCUGGGAGUGUCACAGUUCGACUUAACAUUGUCCAACAAUGCCAAGAAUUUAUGGAAUCAAAAAAAGCCAAGAAGAAAACACGGUCWAUCUUAGAUCGACUUGGAGGUUUAAGUGCUCUYGACUCUCUAGGACAAGUAAUGGAUGCCUUUCAGAGAGCUAGAAAGAGGAUGGUAGCAGCAAGGGAAGGAUUACCGA
This is a messenger RNA of Actinia tenebrosa (Australian red waratah sea anemone), 1699 nucleotides long. Its product is annotated as tectonic-like complex member MKS1. Gene Ontology annotation, cellular component: MKS complex. Gene Ontology annotation, biological process: cilium assembly. The record is from RefSeq and is a predicted model, not a curated record. NCBI's taxonomy places the organism in Eukaryota, Metazoa, Cnidaria, Anthozoa, Actiniaria, Actiniidae.